Molecule: messenger RNA, 207 nt
Organism: Penicillium cinerascens
Lineage: Eukaryota; Fungi; Ascomycota; Eurotiomycetes; Eurotiales; Aspergillaceae
Exons: 2
Coding region: 1-207 (68 amino acids)
Source: RefSeq, a predicted model, not a curated record
AUGACUCGAACGUUAUUUAUAGAAGAAGAGGUGCGACUAGUAAUAGAGCGGCGCCUAAAAUAUAUUAGAGCCGCUAAGAAUAUAGCUCGACUCCAUAGCGUGUUUCGUAAGAACUAUUGUCGCCGCCUAGAUAUUAAUAAUUAUAUCCCUACAAUUGUAUCACGGCAUAAUCUCGCUAAUGCCCUACGAAAGGCGAAUAUUCUAUAG